Messenger RNA from Arabidopsis arenosa, 650 nucleotides. The record is from the annotation of a GenBank genome assembly. Lineage: Eukaryota; Viridiplantae; Streptophyta; Magnoliopsida; Brassicales; Brassicaceae.
AAUUUCACCAGAGAAAAGGAGUUAAAACACCCGAGACGAUACAACACCAAAAAAAAAAAAAGAAGUAAUCGAAACAUAAUUAAUUCAUCAAUGGCGAUGUCGGGAACAUUCAUGACGGACGUGCCUCUGAAGGGAUCGGCGGAGAAACACUACAAAAGGUGGAGUAGCGAGAACCAUCUCGUCCCUGACGCCAUCGGCCACCUCAUCCAUGGUAUCACCCUCCACGACGGCGAUUGGGACUCUCACGGCGCCAUCAAGAGCUGGAAGUACACUCUUGAUGGGAAGGAGCAAGUGUUUAAGGAGAGAAUAGAGAUGGACGAUGAGAAGAUGACGGUGGCGUUCAAUGCGAUCGAUGGUCAAGUCAUGGAGGAGCUUAAGGUGUAUAUAGCAAACUUACAAUUCAUCCCCGAGUCCCAAAAUGGCUGUGUCUGCAAAGUUAGUGUGACUUGGGAGAAACGCACCCAAGACUCCCCAGAGCCCACCAUGUUCAUGAAGUUUCUCGAGAAGAUGGUUGCUGACAUGGAUGACCACAUCCUCCAAAACGAGGAAUGAUGGAUCUAUAUUGCUUAAUCAUCAUCACAUUUUCCUUUAUUUAUGUACUUUUGUAUUUUAUUUGUGUUCAUCUCGUAUAAUAAUGAUAUUACUACUUC